Vicia faba (fava bean) is the source of this 402-nucleotide messenger RNA. The record is from the annotation of a GenBank genome assembly. Lineage: Eukaryota; Viridiplantae; Streptophyta; Magnoliopsida; Fabales; Fabaceae.
AUGUGGAGACAAAGGGGUAGAGUGGUCUGGCUUAAAGAUGGUGAUCACAACACUAAGUUAUUUCAUGGAAAAACUAAUCAAAGGAGAAGAACAAACUUGAUCAAGAGGCUUAAAGGUGGUAAUGGGCUAUGGAGGAAGGGUGACAAGAAAUGCGAGACGAUUUUAAUUUACUACUUUUCAGGUCCUUUUUCAAAUGCAUCCCAUAAAAUUCGUAGGCCUAAACAGGCUUCAAACUCUCUUUUUUCUAAAAGUUCUGGCACAUUAUGGGUCAUGAUGUUUAUUGACAGGUGCUUGCCAUUCUCAGUAACUAGAAAUACCCUAACAACCAUAACAAAAUCCUUCAUAGCCUUGAUCCCUAAGCAUAAGAACCUUGGAUACCCUGGAGGAUUUCAGAUCCAUUAA